Molecule: messenger RNA, 102 nt
Organism: Theileria orientalis strain Shintoku
Lineage: Eukaryota; Apicomplexa; Aconoidasida; Piroplasmida; Theileriidae
Exons: 1
Coding region: 1-102 (33 amino acids)
Source: RefSeq, a predicted model, not a curated record
AUGGAAUAUAUAUUAAAGCGCGAACUUGUGCCAAUUGCGUCACGAGUUGUUUUGAAAAAUGCCUUUACACUUAAGGAUCCUAAACAGCUCCUUUUCCUAUAA